AUAGAUAUAUAAAAACUUAACAGUCAUACAGUUUUUUUCAAGUUUAAAUAAAUUUAAGUUAACUUUGUGUUGUUAUUAGUCACCUCAAAAUUCUCAUUAAAUGUAUAAUAUAAACUAAAUUAUGAUCAGAGAGGUUAUUGUUGUACUUUUUAGUAACAAGUGUGAAGGAAAUCAGGUUUUUGUUUGCUGGGCUCCUUUUCUUUAUUCAAUUUUAAUUGUUAGUUUUUAUACAAUACUAUGUUACAAUUGAUUCAAAACUAGCACACUUCAAUACAUCAUAAAAUGGCAGCAAAUUUAAAUCCAUGUAUAUCACUUCCAAUAAGUUUGAGUAAAAAUGAUUUUCAAGAUCUCAUACAGAAGGUUAAAGAUUGGACCAUCAUGCACGGAGGUGGUAUGAGGUCGAAAACACAAUUCUCCAAUGAUUCCUUAACUGUGGUACCGUUUACACUAUUGCCAUCAGUUUUUCCACGAUCUGAAUUUAAAAAAGCAGUUGCAAUACAACCAGCGCUGAAUGAGCUUACACAUCGAGUAUCUAAUGAUCAUGAAUUUUUAUACUCUUGUUUAGAAAAAACAAUAGAAGUUGAUGAAUUUACGCGUAAUUUAUUUAAAUUAUAUGAAACUAUGCGGAAUGAAGGUUUCACGCAGCGCUUGAGCCUGGGAAUAUUGCGCUCAGACAUCAUGCAGGAAAAGGAAUCAAGCGAUGAUCGCAUCAAACAAGUUGAAAUGAACACAAUUGCUAGCGGAUUUGGUUGGCUUGGUGUCGUUUCCGGGGACAUUCACAGAUUUGUAUUUCAACAGUUGGGUUUGUUGGACAAACUGAGUGUGUUACCUGAAAAUAAUGCAUUACAAGGUCUAAGUUCAGCAAUCGUUAAAGCUUGGGAACUGUUCAACGAAAAAGACUCAGUUAUCUUGGUGAUUAUUGAAAAUCAAUCUAUGAAUAUCUGCGACCAACGUUUUCACCAAUUUGAAAUCGCUCGUCAAAGACCAGAAGUCAAAGUCAUCGUCAAGACGCUGACACAGAUGUCCAAUGAAGCAAAGUUAUCAGAUUCCAAAGGCCUAUUAGUACAAGGAAAAAAGGUUGCUGUUGUCUACUAUAGGGCCGGUUAUUCGCCUGAUCAUUAUUUUGGCGAGGCUGAAUGGUCUGCACGCUUGAUGAUUGAACGUUCAACGGCUAUUAAAUGCCCGAAUAUUCAAUAUCAUUUGGCAGGAACUAAAAAAGUACAACAAGCUUUGGCGACUCCAGGAACACUAGAACGUUUUGUUAAAGACCCCAAAAAAGCUGCAGAAAUCCGAAAAGUGUUCACGGGAUUGUACGCCCUAGACUUGGACGAAAAUGGCGACAAAGCUGUUAAAAUGGCCUUAGAUGCUCCGGAUCGAUUUGUGUUGAAACCGCAAAGAGAAGGUGGGGGCAAUAAUUUGUACGGAGAGGAUAUCAGAAAAAAACUCAUGAGCUGCAUGGAAAACAAAGAACGAUCAGCUUGGAUUCUGAUGGACAAAAUAAAUCCGCCUGUCCAACAAAAUUACCUAAUUAGACCGAAUCAGGAUUUUGAGAAAAACUCUACUUUAUGCGAAGUUGUUUCUGAGAUGGGUAUCUUUGGUACCAUAUUAUGUGACGGUGAUGAAAUAUUGAUCAACGAACAAGUGGGACAUAUGAUGCGCACAAAACUAACAUCGUGCAAUGAGGGCGGUGUGCACGCUGGUGACGGUGUGUUGGACAGCCCAUUCCUCAUUGAUGACUAGUGACUAGCCGAAAAAAAUUAAUAAAUACAGCGUUGGGAACAUAUUAUACAAAAAUAUUUUAUUACUGUUACAUAUUUAUUAUUAUAUACACAUUCUGUGCAAAUGUUACCAAUACAUAUUAAUUUUUUUAUGAAAUAAAAUAAUAUACACAAA
Messenger RNA from Acyrthosiphon pisum (pea aphid), 1893 nucleotides. RefSeq names its product glutathione synthetase. Gene Ontology annotation, cellular component: cytosol. Bases 283 to 1740 code for a protein of 485 amino acids. The transcript has 13 exons. Gene Ontology annotation, biological process: glutathione biosynthetic process. Lineage: Eukaryota; Metazoa; Arthropoda; Insecta; Hemiptera; Aphididae. The record is from RefSeq and is a predicted model, not a curated record. Gene Ontology annotation, molecular function: glutathione binding; ATP binding; glutathione synthase activity.